Molecule: messenger RNA, 1202 nt
Organism: Linepithema humile (Argentine ant)
Lineage: Eukaryota; Metazoa; Arthropoda; Insecta; Hymenoptera; Formicidae
Product: odorant receptor 4-like
Biological process (GO): detection of chemical stimulus involved in sensory perception of smell; sensory perception of smell
Cellular component (GO): plasma membrane
Molecular function (GO): odorant binding; olfactory receptor activity
Source: RefSeq, a predicted model, not a curated record
UAUACGUAAGAACAAAGAGAAAUAUACAGCCAUAAGAAAUUAUGGCUCGUAAGAGUACGCUGAACGGAACGGGGAAAUUUAUACUCACUCUGUGUGGUAUUUGGCCAGACGCAUCAUGUGUUCUAUUCUGCAGAAUGUUGUGGGUCAUUGCGUCGAUAAUUAUUCUGCUUUGUCACUUUCGCUAUUUUCUGACGCAUGUAUAUACGGCCGAUUUUUUUGAUUUAAUAGACUGUCUAUCUUCCUUUCUGGCAUUCUUAAAAGUGUUUGUUAAAUGCCUUGUGUUUUGGUUCAAUCAGCGAAAAUUCAUCGAAAUCUUAGCAAUAAUGACGAAUGAUUGGAAGGAUUGCGCUCAUAGUGACAUCAGCAUGCAGAAGGCAAUGAGCAAAGCGAAAAUAUCGGAUCGUAUUAUAAACGGAAUUUUCAUUCUUCACGCGAUGACUAUAGUUACCUAUUGCGUCGGCCUUAUUUUCGCCGAUGUCGAUGUCACCGAUCAAACGACAGAAUUACCACAUUUCAGCAAGAUAGAUAUUCCAUUGGAUAUAAAAACGCUACGCGUUUAUAGACUUUUAUUAAUUACGCAAUUCUUCCAUUUGCUCUUGUGCGCCUGGAUGGCUGGUAUAACAAAUGCUUUGCUAUUGAGUUUGACCUUGCAUGCGGGUGGCCAAUUCGAAAUUUUGUGUUAUUGGUUGACGCAACUUGUGCCUUAUGAAAAUGAAAAUAAACACAAAUCAAUCGUCCCUACAACGGAUAAAAUUAUUCAGAAGCAUCAAAAAAUUAUCCAUUUUGCGGAAAAAAUCGAAAGUCUUUAUACAUAUAUUGCGUUGUUGCAAUUUACAUCAAACACGAUAAUGAUUUGUACAUUAGGUUUCCUCAUCGUAACGGCAAUAGGUAGUCCUAAUGCGAUAGAGGUAAUAAUAAGAUCAAUUUUAUUUUACGUUAUAACAAGUCUUGAAGCAUUUAUAUUUUGCUAUGCUGGAGAAUAUUUAAAGAACAAGAGUAAUGCAGUUAGUCUUGCAGUGUAUGAUACUCCGUGGUACAAUUUAAAACCUAAAGACAGUCGUGUUCUGCUAUUUAUUAUGAAAAGAUCACAGAAGCAAUUGAUGCUUACAGCUGGAAAGAUGAUGGAUCUCUCUUUAGAAUCCUUCACAAGUAUCAUCAAUGCUUCGGGAUCAUAUUUGUCAAUGCUAUUGGCGAUGCAAUAA